Messenger RNA from Erigeron canadensis, 1689 nucleotides. Its product is annotated as protein DEFECTIVE IN MERISTEM SILENCING 3-like. Bases 99 to 1391 code for a protein of 430 amino acids. The record is from RefSeq and is a predicted model, not a curated record. Lineage: Eukaryota; Viridiplantae; Streptophyta; Magnoliopsida; Asterales; Asteraceae. The transcript is spliced from 8 exons.
ACAAAGAAAAUCUAAAGUUUACAUCAUCACAUCCCACCCCGCACCCACCUUUUAAAUCAGACCCUCAUCGGAACGGAUCCCCUCCAAACACUCACACAAUGUAUACUUCUAGUCAACAACAGAUGCCAAUUCGAACAAAUGCGUUAAGUGUACAAGUUCCACCGACGAUGAAUUUUGGUGGUCACAAUGACUUGCCAUCAUCCAAUGUUCAUGGACCGGAAAUUGAUUCGGUUUCUAAAUCGGAAACAAUUGUUAACCCUUCUAAGAAACUUGAGAAUGAUAUGAAGUUGAUCGGAAAGAAAAUUAAACAACAUGAAGAUAAUAUCAAGUUUUUGAAGACUCAUAAAAACAGUUUAGAUGAUGUUAUUACAGAUAUGCAAGUUACGUUGGGGAAGUAUCAUUCAUCAACCGCACCGAAGAUAGAAGAUGAGGAUCUUUCACAUAUGCAAAGUGAGGAGGCAACAAUUGGGGAUAUUAUGAAACAUGAGAAAUCAGCAGCUGCCAUUUUUUACCAGCUGAAACGUCAUCGUAGUCAAGCUGCUCAUAUCAAGGAUAUUCUUGGUGUUGUGGCUACUCUUGGAAAAGUUAAUGAUGACAAUCUUGGAAGGCUUUUAUCGGAGUACAUUGGGCUGGAUAAUAUGAUGUCGUUAGUUUGUAUUUCAUAUGAUGGCAUUAAAGCUUUGGUAUCAUAUGACAAAGAAGGUGGCAUAAAUAAAAGUUCCGGCCUUUAUGGCCUUGGAACUGCCAUUGGACAAACUUUGGAGGGACGGUUCAAUGUAAUCUGUCUUGAAAAUUUGAGGCCGUAUAUUGGUGAGUUUAUGCCUAAUGACCAGCAAAAAAGGCUCGAUCUUUCCAAACCAAGAUUACCAAAUGGUGAAACUCCACCAGGGUUCAUUGGGUUUGCUGUCAAUAUGAUCCAUAUUGAUAAUGGACAUCUGUUCUAUCUAACACAUGAUGGCAACGGUUUGAGAGAGACUCUUUUUUAUACUCUGUUCUCGCGACUACAAGUUUAUAAAACCAGAACGGAAAUGUUACAGGCCCUUCCUUGUAUAUGUGAUGGAGCCAUUUCAUUGGAUGGGGGGAUCAUUAAGAGUACCGGUGUAUAUUCCCUUGGCACUCGGGAAGAGAUAGAUGUCAAAUUCCCAAUAACCUCUGGUGUUUCUUAUCUACCCGAGGCCUAUCUUGAUGUUGAAAAGGAAAUGAAGGAGCUUAAGUGGAAAAGGGAAAGAAUGAUGGAAGAUAUACAAAGGGAAGAGGCAAUGUUAUCCCAUGUAAAGUACAGCUUUGAAGUAAAGAAGCAAGAGUUUCUUGGUUUCAUGGCACAAAGCUCACCAUAUACGAUGCAGUAUCCGAUGCAAAUAACUCCUCAAGGAAGACCGACUCCAAGAUAGAACUCUUCGGCACCAUAAACACCGUCUAAGAAUAGUGCGUAUUUUGAGGUUCAAUAGGGAUUGUUCAUUGUAUCAGUAUAUGGAGCCACCAAAUGGUUCAAGUUCUUGUAGUUGAUGCAUUCUUGCCUAUUAGAGGCAAGAAUAUUUGAAACAAUGUGGGACAUCAAUCAUUUACAUAUUGCCCAAACAAAAUUUUGCCUUUUGGAGCAUGUUUUUGUUUGGACUUUAGAAUUGAGAACCUUUGUAGGACCUUGUUGGCAUAGUUUCUACUUUCUAAUAGUCAGUUUGUGUUCAUUAA